AUGGUCCCCGCCCGCGGCCAUCAUCGCAACCAGGCAUCUCUGGAGAAAAUCAUCAACUUUUCCGCCCCCGAACCCUUGACAGCAGACCAGCGCUCCGAGACCCGUGACAGGUUCUAUGCUGUCAUCAAUCAUUUCAGUGCCACUGAUAGAAGGGAUGGAUACAGCCGCCCGCUACUUGUCCGGUAUACGUUUGAGUAUGCACGCUCUGAGCUGUCGCAGGAUAUCUUUCUGCGUGCCUUCUUUGAAUUUAUGAACCUGGGUCUUACCAGUGAUGAUGAUAUUGAUUUUGAUGACGAUCAGCUGGACAACGCUAAGGCUUCUGGUCACCACACCGCCCAGCCCUCACCCGCUCAUCUGUCAGUUAUUCAGCGAGCGCAAGGAGGAAUACAUGAAUUUACUGCCACCCCUGAUCGACUCUCAGUCCUUCGAGGUAUUUGCCUUAUCCGUGACCGGAAUCGUUGCGUGAUUUCGCGCAUAUUCGAUCAGGACGAAGCAAUAAGUCGUCUGGAGCGACAUGGGAAUAAUGCUCGGGACGACAAUGGGCAGCUACUCCUUGGAGAGGAGUUUCUGACUCUAGAGGUGGCACACAUACUUCCACAUGCCCUGACUCAGGCAAAGGCAGAUUCUCAGUUGGACGAUUCCAAAAAAGCUGCCCUAAUGAUUCUCAACAUGUUCGAUUUCAAUGUUUCACACCUGAUUAAUGGUGUUGAUAUCGAUCGGCCAUUCAAUGCUAUCAGUCUUACCCAGAAUCUCCAUGGCCUAUUUGGCAAGUUCAAAAUCUUCUUUGAACCGGUUCCUGGCCAGGAACAUACCUAUCGAAUUGAUUCCUGCCUCCCCCCGGGUGCCGUACGAGCUGUCCCCGUCACUCGGACCCUCUAUCUCACACCUGACCGCUCAAUCGAACCCCCGUUGCCCCGGCUCCUUGCGAUACACAGUGCCAUUUGUCAUAUUCUCCAGCUCUCUGGUGCUGGGCAAUACAUUGACAAGAUUCUCCAGGAUCUGGAGGAGAUUGGUACCCGAGAGGACGGGUCAACCGACCUGGGCCGUUUAGUGAACCUGAGAUUGGGUGGUUGGCUAGACGGCGCCGUUGAUGUCCACUGA
This is a messenger RNA of Coccidioides posadasii C735 delta SOWgp, 1101 nucleotides long. The record is from RefSeq and is a predicted model, not a curated record. NCBI's taxonomy places the organism in Eukaryota, Fungi, Ascomycota, Eurotiomycetes, Onygenales, Onygenaceae.